AUGGCAGAUAUAACAGAUGAAUUAAUUGGAAAAUCAUCCUACAAAUCUAUUGUUAGUAAUGUUAAUUCACCAUCAUUAUCUGGUUCUCCAUCUAGACAUAUAACAGUUAUUGAUGUUUAUGAUCUUGCAUCUGAAAUUGGAAAAGAUUUUGAAAGAUUAGCAGAAGAAUAUGGAACAGAUGCAAUAACUAGAAUAAUGCCAAAAGUAAUUAGUGCUCUUGAAACAUUAGAAUCACUUGCUAAAAAAAAUUCAGAAGAAUCUGAUGAAGUAAUGAUGUUAAAAAAUACAAUUAAUAUUCUUGAAAAUGAAAAGAAACUUCGUUUAAAAGAAAGAAAUAGUUUUGAAGCUGAGUUAGAACAAAUAGAAGAUAAUUAUAAAAAAGAAAUAACAGAAUUAAAAGGAAUAGUUAAAGGAUUACAAAGUGAAAAUAGGAAGUUAUCUAAAAAAUUAAAUGAAAAUUCAAUGAAUAUAUCAGAUAAUGAAAGUGGGAUAGAUGAAAGUAUAUCAUCAAAAGAAGAUGAUUUAAAUAUGAUAAUAAGUUUAAAAGAGCAAAUAUCUACUCAAAAAGAUAAGAUAAAAGAAAUAACAUCUGAAAAUGAGUCUUAUGAAUCUGAAAUAUGUACAUUACAAGGUUAUAUUGAAAAAUUAAUAUCUCAGAAUAAAGAACUUAUUCGAAAAAAUGAAUCAUUAGGGUCCCAAGCAAGAGGUUUAAUUGGAGAAAAGAAUGAAAUUUUAAAAGCUAUACAAAAAUUAGAAAUUGCUAAUUUUGAACUUAAAAGACAAUUAAGUGAAACUGAAAAAGCAUGUCAAGAUUUAGAAACAUUAAAAAAAAAUAAUAGUUCUAAUUUAUCUAAUAGUGAAGAUGCUCCAAGAUUUACAUUAAGAGAAUUACGUGAAGUUCUUCAAGAAAAAAAUAUGCUUAAAGCAAGAGUAAUGGAAAUUGAAGAACAUAUGGAAGAGGUUAUGAAACGUUUAAAUAUGUAUGAAGAAAAAGAAAAAAGAGAUCGUUCUAAAGAACCAUCAAAUUAUCAAAAAUGCAUGAAUUACAAUUAUCAUUGCAACUAUGUUCGAGAUCCAUCAAUAGAUUCAACAUCUACAUUGUCCUGUGAUAUCAUGCCUGAUGAUACUCAUAUUUCAUUAAUUAAUUCAAAUGUACAAAUACCCACUAAUAAUUUAGCAACUAAUUUAGCAAUUAUGGGUUUUGAAGAAAAUGUAAAUAAUAGUUUUAAUUCAAGUAGUACUAUAUCAACAUUUUUGUCAUCAUCAAUAACGGGAAGAAGGAGUACGGGUGAUUUCUCUGAAAUCCAAAAAAUUCAUUCAUAUACUAAAAAAUUAGAAGAAGAAGGUGUAGUGGAAGCAAUUGAAUUUUGUGAUAAUCAAAUGUCCGAUGAAAUGUUAGUUUAUGGACCAAUAAAUAAAGAGCCUGAAGAAAAACUAACACCAUGGGAUUAUGAAAGAAAACAAAGUGGAAUAAAAAGAUUUUUUAAAUUUUUUACAACCACUUAUAGUGGUAGUGGAGGCUUAUCAUCACGUUUACCUGGUACCUCUAGUGAAGUUUCAAAUCCCACAAUAGAGGAAUAA
This is a messenger RNA of Strongyloides ratti, 1581 nucleotides long. Its product is annotated as RILP-like protein homolog. The transcript has 3 exons. Lineage: Eukaryota; Metazoa; Nematoda; Chromadorea; Rhabditida; Strongyloididae. Gene Ontology annotation, molecular function: protein dimerization activity. The coding region runs from base 1 to 1581 and encodes 526 amino acids. Gene Ontology annotation, biological process: cilium assembly. The record is from RefSeq and is a predicted model, not a curated record. Gene Ontology annotation, cellular component: ciliary basal body; cytoplasm.